CAUGCAUAUCUUUUUAGCUUUCUUUGGUGUUACUGAGUUUAACAUCCACUUUUAACAUUUCACAUAUAAACUUACUUACAAAACUUAUCCUGCUUUUGAUGACGCUGUUACAGAAAAGACGUAUCUAGUCGACAAUGUUCUGUUACUUUAAUACCGCGCGAGUUUUUUUUUACGUUGAAUUUAUCCCCCUUGGCAUUUCCGCUUCACCUAUUUCCGAAAUAAUAAAAAAAAUACUAUAAAGCGGAAAAAAUUGCUUGUAAACUGUAGCGAAAUAAUCGCGAGAAGAACCGUCCGUAAGAAAAAACUAAACUAAAGAUAAUUUUCGUUUGCAGAUCCCACAAAUGGUUUCUUUCCCAUGUUUACGCGAACACUGUAUGCGACUUGUCGAUCAAUAAUCUCACACUUAUGAGAAAUUUUCGCUGCCGCGUUAAGAGCGCGCACUUUCUCUCGAUAUAAUUUGCCCUACAAUAUCGCGAUAAAUAAAAAAAGAGAAAUAAUCAAAUGGAUCUUAAAAAAAAGAGGAAAAAUUACUUUAAUAAUCGGCAAGCAGCAAUCGACUCGCUUCUAGUCAGUUCUCUUGAAGCCCUCGAAGCAAAUGGAACAUCCCGAGGAGCAUUACUACAAGUUGAACCGAUUUCUUUUGUCGGUUACCGGACUAUCUCCUUAUCAAAGCAAACGGAGAGCUCAUUUAAUAAGAGCUGUUUUAACGGUCACCAUACUAAUAAGUAUAUGUUUGCUGAUUAAUAGCAUAUUUAUUACAUCUGACAUCACUAUGGACUAUAUGGUGGAUUGGAUACCGACGUUUCUAAUUGUAACUGGUGGCCUGACCAACUUGUACAUGCGUGUCACACACGUGGACAAAUUUAGAGAAUUAUUCGAGCGUAUGUCGAAAGACUGGGCGUUGCAAAAGACACACGAUGAGGCCAAGAUUAUGCACGAGCAUGCCGAGACCUCAAGAUUAUUCAUACUCUGUUACCUAAGUAAGAGAAACCUUAAACCUGUCUUUUUUUUACAGAAGAAAAAGACAGGCGUUUUUGUCUGCGAAAUCAAAAUUAAAUUUCUGUGUAUAAGACUGAGACACAACACAAUA
This is a messenger RNA of Temnothorax curvispinosus, 1090 nucleotides long. RefSeq lists its product as uncharacterized. NCBI's taxonomy places the organism in Eukaryota, Metazoa, Arthropoda, Insecta, Hymenoptera, Formicidae. The annotation marks the transcript as partial. The transcript has 3 exons. The record is from RefSeq and is a predicted model, not a curated record.